Messenger RNA from Trichoderma aggressivum f. europaeum, 1074 nucleotides. RefSeq lists its product as uncharacterized. The transcript has 8 exons. Lineage: Eukaryota; Fungi; Ascomycota; Sordariomycetes; Hypocreales; Hypocreaceae. The record is from RefSeq and is a predicted model, not a curated record. Bases 1 to 1074 code for a protein of 357 amino acids.
AUGGCGUGGGCGUACAAUACGCCUGACGGUACGCCGAACAAUGGGCCAACUAUCGCUGCCGUUGCUCUGUCUGUGACGGCGCUGGCUCUUGUCGCGCUGUGUCUGAGAAUUUAUGUCAGGACGAGGAUUGCAAAGGCCGUCGGUCUAGACGACUGGUUAAUCAUUGCUAGCUGGAAUUGGGAUUGGAAACAGAUUGGAGCUUGCGGGUACACUUCAGCAACCAUCGUCCAAACGAAAUGGGGCCUCGGGCUGAUUGAACUCGAUACGAUGCCUGACGAAAAUGUCCUCAACUUUGGCAAAACGCAAUAUAUCGGCGCGCCGUUCUAUGUUCUUGGGAUUUGGGGCUUCAAGACCAGCCUGCUCGUAUCCUACGUCCGCUUGGUACCGGGGACGUACCGACUGUUGCCCAUCUCGAUUGCUGCGAUUGUUACAAUGGCACAUAUAGCCUUUAUGCUGGUUUUCCUGUUCCUGUGUAUACCGGUCCAGAAGCAAUGGGAGCCUCUCGUGCCCGGUCAUUGUGCCGAUGCCGUUCCCUUUUACCUCACAUUCUCGUCUCUGACGAUUAUCUUUGACGUCAUCACGCUUGUCCUCCCCUUCCCCGUCCUCAUCAAGCUCCAAAUGAAGGCCCGUCGCAAAAUCGCCCUCCUGUGCCUCUUCGCCCUGGGUCUCUUCGUCACCAUUGUCCAAAUCAUCCGCAUCCAAACCAUCAGCAACCUGGCCAACUACCUCGACUCCGCCGAAGCCAUCAAGUGGUCCAUUGUCGAGACGGCCGUCGGAAUCAUCAUUGCGUGCGUGCCCACGCUCGCGCCCCUCGUCACGUACUUUCAGGAGAAGACGCGCAGCGGCGGCAGCAGCAGCAACACGCCGGCCAGGCCCGGCGCAGAAGGCCCUUAUGCGCUGCAGUCGUGGCGGGCGACGAAGAGCGGCAUGAGGCCCCUGGGCAGCGCCGUUGACGGGGAGAACGGGAGCGAGAAGAGUACGGAGAAUAUCUUGCAGGGACCGGUAGCUUCGGUGAGCGAGACGAGCGAGACGAGUGAAGGGGCUGGUCCCGCUGCGAGCAGGAGUAACCACUGA